This is a messenger RNA of Bactrocera latifrons, 2503 nucleotides long. RefSeq names its product insulin receptor (gene Sdr). Gene Ontology annotation, cellular component: plasma membrane; cell wall. Gene Ontology annotation, molecular function: protein binding. NCBI's taxonomy places the organism in Eukaryota, Metazoa, Arthropoda, Insecta, Diptera, Tephritidae. The record is from RefSeq and is a predicted model, not a curated record.
GUGCAUGGUCUACCUUCGUUGCAUCAUAUAUUUCCACAUUUGCGCAUCAUACGCGGUCGUCGUUUGCUCUUCGACGAAUUCGCAUUGGUCRUAUAUGAGAAUCGCGAUUUACGCUAUUUGGGUCUCGGCUCGCUGCUGCGCAUACAGGCUGGUAAUAUUAGGAUCGAAACGAAUCCAUCACUUUGCUAUGUGGAUACGGUGAAUUGGGUGCAGUUGCUGGGCAAUAGUUCACAGCAGCAUUUCUGGCAUAAGAAUAAUAAGUUGUUCAAUCAUUGUACGCAAUGUGAGCGCACCAAUAAUCAAAUUCUCGUCGAAGAAGAUCUGCCGAAUAGAUUGCGUAAGCAUUGCUGGGGCUAUGAUAUAGCACAAGAGCGUCCGGCUACGAAUAAUGUUGUCAAUUGUCGCACAGAAUGCGGCUUACGUGGUUGUGAUGACAAURGUAAUUGUUGUGAUCCUAACUGUUUGAGCGAUUGCGAUGGCAAACGUUGCAGUUUGUGUGCGAAUCUGAAAUUGGAGCGCCAAUGUGUCGACAAGUGUCCACAGAACUAUUAUCAGCAUCAAGAUCGCGAUUGCAUCAGCGCAUCCAACUGCCGACAAUUGGGUUCAAUCCCGUUUGCGCGUAUUUGUAUGGAAAAAUGUCCUAGAAAUUAUUUGACUACAGUCGAUGCAGACGGAAACAAAAUGUGUAAAUUGCAAUGCAUUGGAACAUACACCAUACACACAACAGCUGAUGCGGAGAGCCUACAAGGCUGUAGUAAGAUAAAUGGCUCACUCAUCAUCGAACUCACGGAUAUAAAGACCAAAAUCACCGACUUGGACAACGCGUUUGCAAACAUCACCGAGAUCACUGGCUAUUUGAAGGUGGUCAAGUCACCACAGUUGCUCACGCUACACUUCCUACGCAAUUUAGUCACCAUACGCGGCGAUGAGCUCGUAAAUGAUUUAUAUGCGCUUGUUGCAGUCGAUAAUUAUCACUUGUCGGAAAUUUGGACACCAAAUCAAAAUGUUGCCAUACUUAAAGGCAGCAUUUACUUCCAUCUAAAUCCACGCUUGUGCUUGUCUAAAAUACGUGAACUGCAAAAGUCCUUAAAAAGCGCCGCACCSAUUACUACGGUGAAUGCGUCGCCACACUCAAAUGGCGAGCGUGUGAUUUGCAACAAUCCCAUAACUAAUUUUACAGUUACACUUGAGGAUUACAAUUCUACAGCUGCGCGCCUGAAAAUAGACAUAUUCACUCUGAAUAAUAUACAAAUUAUACUUGGCUAUGUGUAUUACUAUAAGGAAACGCCGGUGCAAAAUGUGACACUCUACGACGGAAGGCAUGGUUGCGGUCAUGAUAACUGGCACAUGAAAGUAAACCCCACAAAAAAUAUCCGUUACAUCAUUACCAAUUUGAAACCGUACACACAAUACGCUUACUUCGUCAAAACGCUCACGAUGACCGAUUAUCAUAUACGCAUGGAUGCAUAUUCGAAAAUACAAUAUUUCCGCACACUACCGAGUAAACCGGGACCGGUGAAGAGAAUCUAUUACACAGCGAUUGCUAUGGACAAAAUAGUUUUACACUGGUGGCCACCACGCAAACCGAAUGGCAUUAUCGAAAAGUACAUAAUUAAUUUAACUAAUUAUGAAAAGUCAAAGAUCGCGAAAGAUAAUGUGACAUUAGGUAAUUAUCGGGAGUUGCGUAAAUAUUCGCCGUCCUGUGAUUGUGUCUUUGAAAAUCCAGAGGAUAGUGGACCUUUACCAUCGGAUGAAAACUAUUAUCGCAGGGAACAAAUCAUUUAUGAAGAAACUUUGCCUAAUUUGAUUUUUGUAUCUCGUAGGAUAGACAAUGUUCGUGUACGCCGUAAUGCUGACACUAACCACUUGAAUGGAAAUACAAAUUGUAUUGGCAGAGAAUCGUUAGUCACACCAAAUACGAUCAAUUCUUAUCUGGAUAACGCAUCUAAACAUAUACGCGUAACACGCAAAAUAGCAGAUAGUGAGGCCAAAUCCAAGGAUAAUAAUAAUAAUAAACUGGAAGAGCAAAUGAAUAAAGAUGACCACGAUCUUGAAGAAGAACAGCGCAAACGUGGUGAAGCCAGCCUUCUUUGGAUAAUUCAUCAACAGGAAGAACAAGCACGCAGGUUGCAGGAUACGGGCCCAGAUGAUUUUCCAAUUAUCAAGCGUCGACCAGUCUGUCCGAUACCAGAUGCGUCGACGCAAUAUCAAUUGCAAAACAAUUGCCGGCCACUGGAAAUAUACAAAGGUAUCGUAACACCGGGUAACAUACACUCAUACACGUUGACUGAUCUGGAGCCCGAGCAAACGUAUCGCAUAACAAUACGCGCUUGUGUCGCCAAUUUACCGAAUGGUUGUGGCGACGAAACAAGUAUUUUUGCAGAGACUGUUAGCAAGAGUAUGGAAGAGUUCCUAGRGGGUUUAAGAAUAUUUGAUUAAUAUCAGUUUCACGCAGUUGUAGUUGUAUUAUUGUAAUGAUUAAUAAAUUGAAAUUUAAUAAUAA